This is a messenger RNA of Sipha flava (yellow sugarcane aphid), 825 nucleotides long. It is a transcript of the gene HLH4C, whose product is annotated as helix-loop-helix protein 2. Gene Ontology annotation, biological process: regulation of transcription by RNA polymerase II. Gene Ontology annotation, molecular function: RNA polymerase II cis-regulatory region sequence-specific DNA binding; DNA-binding transcription factor activity, RNA polymerase II-specific; protein dimerization activity. Bases 1 to 345 code for a protein of 114 amino acids. NCBI's taxonomy places the organism in Eukaryota, Metazoa, Arthropoda, Insecta, Hemiptera, Aphididae. The transcript is spliced from 2 exons. The record is from RefSeq and is a predicted model, not a curated record.
AUGGAUUUCUUACCAUGUGGUAUGUAUUCCAUGGCAGACUCUACACUUCCAGACCCUGCAGAUGGUCACGGAACACAUUCUAAAAAAAGUCGUGAAAAAAAUGCAAUACCAGGGAUGGCCACAUUGACUAGAGAAGAACGGCGGAGAAGACGGAGGGCAACACAAAAAUACAGAAUGGCUCAUGCUACGCGUGAACGAGUUAGAGUCGAAGCUUUCAAUGUGGCGUUUGGCGAAUUACGUAAACUUUUGCCUACUAUACCACCUGAUAAAAAACUAUCAAAAAUUGAAAUUUUAAGGCUUGCGAUUUGUUACAUUAUGUAUCUAAAUCAAUUUUUGGAAACGUAAAUACUUAUUUAAUUAAAUACGCAGAAUUUGGAUUAUUCAUAUAGUCUGAGUGACUUCACAAAUUAAUUUAAUAUUCUGAUUAUUAUUAUUAUAAUUCGUUGUAAACAUUUGAUGUAAAUUCGAUAGUUGUUAAACGGCUAAUGUUUAAAUAUAGUGCCAUUUAAAACUUCUAGUUGUGACCAAGGCUGGAUUAAGGGGGGAUCUAGCUGUGGUGGUAGUCCCGGGGUCCUCUCGAUUACCUAAGUGAAAGGGACCCAAACAAUUUUAAGCCGAUACACAUUUUUUAUCAUACUAAAAUUAGUAGUUUUAUAGACAUAAAUUUUAUAUACCUAUUAAUUUUAUAAUUUUAUAAUGCAAUUGACAAUUUGUGCUUUAAUCCGGCCUUGGUUGUGACUCGUUAUUAUUUUGCGAAACUAACAGAAAUUAAAUUUAUAAUAUUUAAAUUGAAUAACUUUAAUAAUAAUAUCACGUAUUUGACAG